Talpa occidentalis (Iberian mole) is the source of this 1335-nucleotide messenger RNA. It is a transcript of the gene HELT, whose product is annotated as helt bHLH transcription factor. The transcript has 4 exons. Gene Ontology annotation, cellular component: nucleus. Gene Ontology annotation, biological process: anterior/posterior pattern specification; regulation of neurogenesis; regulation of transcription by RNA polymerase II. Gene Ontology annotation, molecular function: protein dimerization activity; RNA polymerase II cis-regulatory region sequence-specific DNA binding; DNA-binding transcription factor activity, RNA polymerase II-specific. The record is from RefSeq and is a predicted model, not a curated record. The coding region runs from base 434 to 1162 and encodes 242 amino acids. NCBI's taxonomy places the organism in Eukaryota, Metazoa, Chordata, Mammalia, Eulipotyphla, Talpidae.
CUGCGCCCCUGCGCUCUGCGCCUGGGGCUGCCGCCGGCGUCCGCUCACCCGCCGGCUCCGGUUUACCGCCUCCCGUGCCCGCCCCGGCUGUUGCCAUGCAAAUGUUAGUCCCCGGCCGAUCACGUGUCCUUUGAAGGGCCACGUGGAUUAACAAAGCUGAUCUGCCCCAGCUCACCCCCCUCGGCUGCUAUUUUUUUUUCUCUUAAUUCUUUAAAACUGAUCUUGAAUGCAUACAUCCCCAAACACAGCUCCCCUAAUCCUAUGGAAUCAUUCAACUCGUGAAUGCACUUGGAGCCCUAGAUGAGCGCUUUAUAAGGCAGCCCCUCGGAGCCGGGAGCCUGCAGUCUACCUGGGCCCGUGGAGCAGGCACACGAGGCGGAAAGAGAGCGGGUGCCCGCGCCAGCGCCUCUCCCGAGCGCGCACACUCGCCAGGAUGUCAGACAAGCUCAAGGAACGCAAAAGAACCCCCGUGUCCCACAAAGUGAUAGAAAAGCGGAGGAGGGAUCGGAUUAACCGCUGCUUGAACGAGCUGGGCAAGACGGUGCCCAUGGCCCUGGCGAAACAGAGCUCGGGGAAGCUGGAGAAGGCGGAGAUCCUCGAGAUGACGGUUCAGUACCUGCGAGCCCUGCACUCCCCUGAUUUUCCCCGGGGCCGGGAGAAAGCAGAACUUCUAGCGGAGUUUGCCAACUACUUCCACUACGGCUACCACGAGUGCAUGAAGAACCUGGUACAUUACCUCACCACCGUGGAGCGGAUGGAAACCAAGGACACCAAGUACGCGCGCAUCCUCGCUUUCCUGCAGUCCAAAGCUUGCCUGGGCGCCGAGCCCGCCUUUCAGCCCCUGGGCUCGCUCCCGGAGCCGGAUUUCUCCUAUCAGCUCCAUCCCGCGGGGCCGGAGUUCACGAGCCAUAGCCCUGGCGAGGCCUCCGUGUACCCGCAAGGCGCAGCCCCAGGGCCCUUCCCCUGGCCGCCCGGCGCCAGUCGCAGCCAGGCGCUGCCCUACCUGCCCAGCGCACCCGUGCCGCUCCCCAGCCCCGCGCAGCAGCAUAGCCCCUUUCUGGCGCCGGUGCAGGGCCUGGACCGGCACUACUUCAACCUGAUCGGCCCCGCCCACCCCAACGCCCUAAACCUGCACGCGCCCCAGCACCCCCAGGUGCUCUGACGCUCGCUCUCCCGCCAGACUUCGCGCUUCCGGAGCUGUUUGAGAAAUGCUGUAUAUUUGUACUAGUGUAAAUAAACUGUGCCAAUAAGAAAUCUGGGUAGGGGAAGGCCAAGACCUAGCUUCUCUUCUGGAGAAUCUCCCCCUAGCAAUAAACAUUUUCUGGUAAAAACGCA